This is a messenger RNA of Lutzomyia longipalpis, 2406 nucleotides long. RefSeq names its product calcitonin gene-related peptide type 1 receptor-like. Gene Ontology annotation, molecular function: G protein-coupled peptide receptor activity. Gene Ontology annotation, biological process: adenylate cyclase-modulating G protein-coupled receptor signaling pathway; cell surface receptor signaling pathway. NCBI's taxonomy places the organism in Eukaryota, Metazoa, Arthropoda, Insecta, Diptera, Psychodidae. The transcript has 12 exons. Gene Ontology annotation, cellular component: plasma membrane. Bases 907 to 2205 code for a protein of 432 amino acids. The record is from RefSeq and is a predicted model, not a curated record.
AGUCUUCAAUUGGCACGCGACGGAAUAGCACAACUUGCUUGUACUACACCCACACGAUACAACCUCCUCUUGCCUACCGCACAGUGUACCAAAUAAUCCCUCAAAGACAUCACACCACACAAGAAUAAGAAAAUAUUUAUUAGUACCACAAAAAAAAUACCGCAAUAGUAUUAAAAAAAAAUUUAAUUUCCCUCCACCCAGACGCGUGUUUAUUUUUCUCAAGUUCUUUCACAUCACUCUCACUUCAUGUGGCAGGCUGUAGAAAAAAUUUUGAUUCGUGAUUUCUAUGGUUCUUUUUUAAUAUUCCAUCUUCACACUCAUUUGAUAUAAACAGGAAGUUACACCACGGCGUGAUCGUGCAAGACAUUUGGGAGCAUAAAGUAUGAUCACAAAAUUCACGCGUGGAUGAGGCAAUCAAGGAGAAAAAUUAAUUGUUGGUGCUGAGUCUGUGAAGGCACUCCUGUGUGCAAAGUUAAUGUGGCAUUAGAAGGUACGCAGGUUAAUUGGAAAAGGAUAAAAUUUCCUCAAUGUCGUGUUAGAUUAAAUAACGAACUUUCAGGAGAGCUUUCGAAAGUUACCUAAGUAUAUAGGUUUAAUAUUAUAUAUAAUUUUUUACACCUCCAAAAAUUUUCGCACGCGUGAACGUUUAAUUAGUUAAAGCUCAAUUACACCAAAAAGGUGAAAUUUUUAAGCAGCAACAUCUGAAGAAGUACCCGACAAAUGGUUGGCGCCAACGGGGAGAAAAGAUGCAAAAUUCGAGUGGAAUAAUUCAUAGAAUGUCAAAGCAAAUAGCUCCUUUUGCGUAAUCAUUCUGGCGCGGAUGGGAAUUUGAUUGAGCCCCAUUUGGUGGAAUUGAGAAAGUGCAAAAAGGACGAAGAUAUACAAAUUUUUUGCGUAGACAGAGAAAUGGGAAUGGCGACAACGUCCAGAAUUGAUGAGAGAGACCUCCAACCACUGGGUAAUGAAGAUUUCAACGAUGUCCGCACAACACGCACGGAUGAAGUGAAAUCUCUCCUUACGCGCCUCUAUUAUGAAUGCAUGACAGGCGGCAGGAAUGCUACGGAGUAUGAAAAUAAAUCAGGCAACAAUCCAUCGAAUGGACAUGAAUGCCCAAGGACUUUUGAUGGGUACUUGUGCUGGCCUCGAACACCAGCUGGUUCCACCGUCUCGCAACACUGUCCGGAUUUCGUAACUGGCUUUGACAGCUCUCGUAUGGCCUAUAAAACGUGCUUGACGAACGGUUCGUGGUUUUCACAUCCUGAAACUGGGGCUGUUUGGUCCAAUUACACCACAUGCGUGGACAUUGAGGAUUUUGAGUUCAGACAAUUAGUGAACGAUUUAUACACAAGAGGCUACAUAAUUUCAUUAAUUACUCUCAUCAUUUCCCUCAUAAUAUUCCUCAGUUUCAGAUCAUUACGUUGUACGAGGAUUAAGAUUCACAUUCAUUUAUUCAUAUCGUUGGCCUUUACCUGUACAGCAUGGAUACUGUGGUACAAAUUAAUUGUGGAGAAACCUGACACAAUUCGGGAUAACACGACCGGAUGUGUUGCUCUGCACAUAACUCUUCACUACUUUAUGCUUGUCAACUACUUUUGGAUGUUCUGCGAAGGCCUACACUUACAUUUAGUUCUUGUUGUGGUAUUUGUAAAGGAUGCUGUGGCUAUGCGGUGGUUUACGAUAAUUGGUUGGAUCCUCCCAAUUAUCCUCGUGUCAGUUUACGCUGUAAUUCGUGGACACAACCCAAUAGCUUCAAAACAAUGUUGGAUGGAGGAUUCUGAGCUCAUGUGGAUACUCACAAUUCCCGUUUGCAUUUCAUUAAUUGCUUCCAUGGUUUUUCUGAUUAAUGUCGUCCGUGUUCUCCUCACAAAAUUACAUCCAUGCUCAGCACAACCAGCACCAUUGGGGCUAAGGAAGGCCGUUCGUGCCACCUUCAUUCUUGUGCCACUUUUUGGUCUUCAACACAUCCUCCUUCCAUUCCGGCCAGACACUGGAUCUCCACUAGAGAGAUACUAUCAAGUAGCUUCAGCAAUACUCGUCAGUCUUCAGGGAUUCUGUGUUUCAUGUUUGUUUUGCUUCAUGAAUCACGAUGUCAUAUUUGCAUUGUGGAACCUCCUGAGUCGCCUCUUUCCCAGCAUCACACCAACCAUGAGGUGGGAGAGCGUCAAUGGGCCACAAGCUACACAGAGUCGUGAUAUUGUUGUGUAAAGAAGUAUAUAUAUUAAUACCUUUAUAGAUUGAAAUGUAUAUAGCGAUGUAUUGGCAGUUUUUUUUUCUAAAUAAUGUAUUUUUUGGCAAAAAAAAAGAGAAAACAAUAAAGUAGAGAUUUUCAAUGUUAAGCAGGUGAAAAAAAAGUUGUAAUUGAUGAGACUGUGUGCAAAAUAUAUAUUGUACUCGAUGGAAAGCUUU